AAGUUAUUAAUUUCGUAAAAAAAGUGGUUAUUCCAUUUCUGGGAUCGGAAUAGAAUCUUCUGGUAUGAUUAAAGUUCGGUUCGAUAUAUUCUCGAGUUAUUAACUGUGCUUUAACACGCAAACAGUGCGAAGAACAACAUGGCACAACAAAUAGCACGCUUAUACUUUUCUUUGACCUUUUGCACGUUGAUGACUUAUCGUUAUGUUCGAAGCCUAAUUUAUAGAAUUUCUUGUGGAUUUAUGGGAUAUGGAUGGUACUUGCAUGUUUUUUUCGUAAGCUGGGUGAAACAUUUCCUCCUCGAGUGAAAAAUCUAAGGAACGGACGACGGAACGGGGAGGAUCGGGCUUUCCUCCAAGUGUUGAGGAUGAAGUCGAGAAGAACACGCAGAUGUAAUUAAUUCGAUUCUAUGAUCAAGGAGUUGCGUGGAGAGAAACGUCGAUGAAGAGAUGCAAGGUGCAAGAUAAAAUCAAAAGCCAGAAAAUGAUGAUCGGUUCUUAUAACACCAUACGACCCAGAAAACCAAUCAAUGGAUUCCCAAUACACCCAGAGGAUAAGAAAUCGACGAUAUUCCAAAUUGAUGACUUUUACAAGAGGAAAAACAAGGAUAUUGCCAUUCAGAUACCACCAGCAAGCAUAAGCACGAUAAAAACAAAGAAGAAAGCAAUAUCCGCACCUGUAACGAAAAAAUUCCUGUACCAGAUGGAGAACUACUGUGACAAUACCACCCUACAUGGUCUUAGAUAUGUCGGUGAUCCUACAUUGUCCUUAUGCGAAAGACUCUUCUGGUUCUGUGCGUUUGGCAUCGCAGCUUGCAUGGCUGGAUAUUUCAUAUCGAAUAUUUACGUGAAAUGGUCUGAAAGUCCGGUCAUCAUAAGUUUUAGUCCUUCGGAUGCUGAUCUUAACUCCAUACCGUUUCCAUCGAUAACAAUUUGUAACAUGAAUCAGGCUAAGAGGCAAGAAGCUGAAAGGAUUGUAGAUCAUGGCACUCCAGCUCAAAAGAAAUUACUCAACGACUAUUGCAAUCUCAACAGCGACAUGAAUGAGACAGAAUACGAAACAGACUGGGAUACGAUGCAGAAUUUUUUGAUAACGGUAGGCCAAUCUUGUUCCGAUAUGUUGAAGUCUUGUUCCUGGAAAAACGAAAAGGUUAAUUGUGAUGAAUAUUUCAAUAACGACCUGACUGACGAAGGGUUAUGUUGUUCUUUCAAUAGGUUACCUCCCAAUAAGAUUUAUUGGAAUCCAAAAAGCACGUCAUACUUAAACCAAACCUACUCCAACUAUAUUUAUGAUUGGAAUCCUGAAGAUGGUUUUCCUGAUAAAAUUUCAGACGCAAGAUCAGACUAUAUACCUCGAAGACCAUUAGGAUCAGGUCAACACCUAGGCCUCUCAAUAAUUUUAGACACUCAAGUGGACAACUAUUAUUGCUCGUCAACAAACAGCGUUGGAUUUAAGAUAGUCCUCGCUAAUCCGUUAGAAACUCCCAAAACAGCAGAUUUUGGUUUUCUGUUGAGCCCAGGUGUAGAAGCAAGAUACAUGAUCAAUCCAGUAAUCAGAGAAGCUACUCAUUCUCUCAGAAGUGUCUCAAUAGAGAAGAGGCAAUGUUAUUUCUCGAACGAGAGAAAAUUACAAUAUUACAGGACUUACACAGAGAGAAAUUGUAGGCUGGAAUGCCUCUCAAACCACACAAAAACCAAGUGUGGAUGUAUACCCUAUUUUUUACCGAAGGCUAGAGAUGUACAAACGUGUAGUAAGAAGCAGGCAAAUUGUCAAGAUGAGGCUAAAAAUAUGGUUGAAGUAGCUUCUGAGAAAGGACAUGCCAUAGCUAUGUUAUGUCACUGUUUACCAGGAUGUCAUGAAGUCACAUAUUUGAAAACUGGUAGUUACAGUAAUCUCAAAAUUGAAUAUUAUAAAAACGAAUCAGAAGAGGUAGAAGAAGAUUAUAGGAAAAAUACAGCUGUGGCACAUUUCUUCUUUGAAAAAUCUAAAUUCAGCAAACAGGUCAAAAGUGUUGUAUUUGACUUUACAGAUCUCGUCUCUAACAGUGGUGGAUUGCUAGGUCUGUUUGUUGGAUUCAGUUUGCUGAGCCUUAUUGAAUUCUUAUAUUUUCUAACUUUACGCCUGAUAUGCAAGAAAGUAAGAAGACCUAGACGCAGAGAAAACAAGUUGUCUCAACGCUUAUUCACUUUCAGAUAACUUUUUUGAUUUUUGAAACACUAGCUUCAAGUGAUAUUUAUUUCCACAAUUCCCUUUGUGAAUGUAUGUAAUUGUUGUUGAAUUUAAUUAUAAAUAUGAUUUUUGUUGAAUAGAAUAUUUUGGAAAGCUCAACGAAUCAUAAAUAUAAAAUGCUAUUCUCUGUAGGUAAUCAAAUAUACGCUUCAUUGACAAAUUUAUUAACUAUAAAGAAAUAAAA
Molecule: messenger RNA, 2411 nt
Organism: Harmonia axyridis
Lineage: Eukaryota; Metazoa; Arthropoda; Insecta; Coleoptera; Coccinellidae
Product: pickpocket protein 28-like
Exons: 17
Coding region: 440-2194 (584 amino acids)
Biological process (GO): sodium ion transmembrane transport
Cellular component (GO): membrane
Molecular function (GO): ligand-gated sodium channel activity
Source: RefSeq, a predicted model, not a curated record